Molecule: messenger RNA, 2355 nt
Organism: Thunnus maccoyii (southern bluefin tuna)
Lineage: Eukaryota; Metazoa; Chordata; Actinopteri; Scombriformes; Scombridae
Product: spastin-like
Exons: 16
Coding region: 278-1699 (473 amino acids)
Cellular component (GO): microtubule cytoskeleton
Molecular function (GO): ATP binding; ATP hydrolysis activity
Source: RefSeq, a predicted model, not a curated record
GACGGAACAGGAGGGCGGGGACUGCUGUGUAGCCUAGCGUGCAGCACACGCGAAAGCGGAAGUUAGCGGUAGAAAUGUUUGUGUUGUGAUGAGGCACCACAAUUUCUGUCACAUAUGUAGCAAAACUGUUGUUUUACAAACCUCAAACUGAGGCUCGACCGGAUUAUAAAAGCGACUGAAGGGCUUAAUUUCACUGUAACGUAUUUCAUAACUAGGCUAACUCUUAGCUGCAACUAACGUUACUAACGUUAGGAGCAACGAGACAAACGAAAGAGCAAUGUCGGUGAAAACAAACGCAAGUAAAGGCAAAGACAGUAGCGAAGUUAUUAAAAACCACCAUAAACUGGCGUUUGAGCAUAUAUCCAAGGCACUGAAGAUCGACGAAGAUGAUACAGGAGACAAGGAGGCGGCUGCGCAGUGGUACAAGAAAGGGAUUGCUGAGCUUGAAAGGGGAAUAGCAGUGGAGAUCACGGGACAAGGAGAGCAACAUGACCGGGCAAAGAGACUUCGAGAUAAAAUGGUCAACAAUCUCACCAUGGCAAAAGACAGGCUGGCUCUUUUAGAGGCAACAUUGGCAUCUAAAAGGAGGAGUGAUCCCCAGAAGGCAUCACAUCACGUCCCCCCUCAGCCAAAGCCUGUUCCCAAAAGCCAGCCUGCAGUGCGAGGUGUGCCCGGUAACAUCAGGCCCUCCACUGCUGUCAGACCGCCGUCUAGGCCCACUGAUCUGAGGGUGACCCCACGGGUGGGAAAAGCCCAAAAUGGAAAACAGCCCAAAAAGACAGAUAUGAGAAAUUUUAAGAAUGUGGACAGCAAGCUAGCCAACUUGAUCCUGAAUGAAAUUGUUGACAGUGGAGCGUCUGUGUCCUUUGAAGACAUUGCGGGACAGAAUCUGGCUAAGCAAGCACUCCAAGAAAUCGUCAUCCUUCCCGCCUUAAGACCAGAGCUCUUUACUGGCCUGAGAGCUCCGGCACGUGGUUUGCUCUUAUUUGGCCCUCCUGGUAAUGGGAAAACCAUGCUGGCCAAAGCAGUCGCAGCGGAGUCAAAUGCCACAUUUUUCAACAUCAGCGCUGCCAGUUUGACCUCAAAAUAUGUGGGAGAGGGUGAGAAGCUUGUCCGAGCGUUGUUUGCAGUCGCCAGAGAGUUGCAGCCCUCCGUCAUCUUCAUUGAUGAAGUUGACAGUUUGCUUUGUGAACGGAGGGAGGGAGAACACGAUGCCUCCCGUCGAUUAAAAACCGAGUUCCUCAUUGAAUUCGACGGGGUGCAGUCAGGAGGGGAUGACAGGGUACUUGUAAUGGGAGCGACCAACAGGCCUCAGGAACUUGAUGAAGCAGUUCUGAGGCGCUUUGCAAAAAGAGUCUAUGUGGCAUUGCCUGAUGAGGAGACAAGAUUCACGCUGCUGAAAAAUCUUUUGGGAAAACACGGGAAUCCACUGAAUAAAAAUGAGCUGACCUAUCUUGCAAAAGCGUCUGCAGGAUAUUCAGGAAGUGAUCUGACAUCAUUAGCCAAAGAUGCUGCACUCGGGCCGAUUAGAGAGUUGGGACCAGACCAAGUCCGAAGUAUGGCUGCUAGUGAGAUGCGCAACAUCAAGAAGAAAGACUUUGAGGAUUCCCUGAAGCGCAUUAAGCCCAGUGUUAGCCCAGCGACUCUUAAUAUGUAUGCCAAAUGGAACAAAGAUUUUGGUGACACAACAGCUUUUUGAACCUAGUAGUUCAUUUUCACUCCUAAAAAAAAAAAAAACUGGAAAGAGAGCAACAGUAGAUUCCUUUGUUUUACUCUACGGGUAUAAGAUGUCAUUAACAUUAUGGCACACAGAUCUCUUACUGUACUUAACUUCCCUGUUUUAAUAAUGCUAAUAAUAAUAAUUAAUAAUAAAAGAAAUGCUUUAAGAUUUUUAUGAGUUUCUCUACUGUAUUAUUACACUCCUCAAACAUUUUCUUACUACAUAAUUCUCAAGAAUGCCUUGCAAAAUGACAAGUGAUCUUUCUCUUGCCGCAAGUUUCUGUAAAUCCUGACAAAUUCUGACAUAGCCUGACUUAAUUGGAUGAUUUUUUUGCAUCCAUUAAUUGCCUGAUGUACUGACUUGUUGAUGGUAUAGAUUAUCAAGUGCUCUCUGUAUUUAUGCACAUGCAAGAAUGAUAAUAAUUGGAAAAAAGUUUCCAUAAUGGGUGCUUUUGUAUAAUAAGACUUGUGAAAAAGCAUUUUCAGCUUGUAGAUACAAAAACUUGUACUUGAAAAUAGAAGAUCUAAUGAAUUGUGUUGUCCCAAAAACAUUUAUGAUAUUUAGCUGAAAAGUAUCAGAACUGUAAUGGCUUCCUACUUUUUGUCAUGCAUGAAUAAAUCCAUUCAAGAAGUUUC